CUACAACAAACGUUUCGUCCGGGUGAUCUUCCCCUCGAAGGGUGAUUUGAAGCAUUUUUAUUGUAUUAAAGCGUGCACAUGAUAUACCUCACUAUUAAAAGAAAGGUGUCAUGAAUGAGACACUGUACCUCAACUUGGUAACUUGCAAAAUCCGCGGCGCCAUUAUCAUUUUAUUUUGGAAAUCAUACGUAGGGCCUACUGGAAUUAGAGAAGGCGGGAUGGUCAUGAUAAAUGCAUCAAUACGUCAAUUCUAGAUUUGGAUUCUUGCUGAAAUAAUUGCGCUGUUGGCUUUCCGUAGCUGAGAUCGACUUGAAUCAAAACGUAUUACUUAUAUUUUUAACCACAUCAUAACAGGAAAGAGCCUUUAAAAUUUCGUGGAAGCAAUAAUCAUAUUGAUUACACUUUUAAAGUACUUUCGAUAUCACGAGUGGAUGUGCAGCCAAUCUUUUCACGCUGAUUUUUUUUGGUAUAUAUACACAUUCUAUCUAACAGGAAUGGGUAAGUUUUGUUAAGAUUUCAGCCAGCAUAAAAGCGAGUAUUUAUUACCAGAGACAUCGCUUGAACUUUUGUUUUAUAUUUUCAUCAUCGGGACAUGAACAUUAUUGAGGAUAACCAUGGACAUCACCUUUUGUCUCUGGUUCUGUUUUCUGCUUUAUUUUGGAAGUUGCAAUUCUAUAAACUUCUGUGAAUACUGCGAAUGUGAUUCAUCCGAAAUAUUUUGCGUUGAAGUAAACUUUAAUGAAGCCUUAAACCAUUCUGUUCCAAGUGCAGUCUCCAGUAGCGCGAAAUACCUUAAUAUCGGCCCAUCGGACGACACGGUGAUAUUGGCGAAUGAUACACUGAACGUCUUUCCUGCCUUACACUCUCUUAGGAUUCAUACAUGUCCAGUCGCCUUCGUCGGUCAGUUUGUAUUUGAAAAACUUUACCAUUUAUCAGAUAUUUCUUUGGAAACGAAUGGUCUUCAUGAAAUACCAGGAAGAGCUCUUUCCAAGUUAAGAACCUCACUGCAUGAGCUCCAACUUGUAAAUCAACAUUUUCGGACCAUUCCUUCAGAUGCAUUUGGAGAAUUAAGUAACCUCCGAUCAUUGACCAUUACCUAUAACACAAACCACCUGUAUAUAUCACCGGGUGCAUUCACUGGCCUUGUAAACUUAACAGGCCUUUACUUAUCUGCUUGUUAUAUUGGACAGAUCCAUAACACAACGUUUUGGGGGUUGACCAAACUGCAAGAAUUGGAUCUUAGUUACAAUCUUUUAGUAGAAAUACCGCCCGCAACACUCACACUAAAUUCUCUCUUAAAGUUGGACCUCUCAUACAAUACUCUCUUAGUCAAUCUGAUGGAUCUAAUAAUCUUGAAAAAUGCGACCAGACUGCAGGUACUCCAAAUGGGAUACUGUGCCAUCUCUGAAAUAUCACCAACUGCUGUUGCUAAACUUAAAGGUUCACCAAGUCUUACUGUCGCGAAUUUUGAUGGGAACCCGUUUAACUGUACCCUAGAUCUUUGUUCCUUUGCAAGUUGGUAUGUAAGUCUUCCAGGGCCCGCUAUAACUACAAGAAGUCCUAAUUUUAUCCCCUUUAUCACAUUAAGUCCUCCUCCGGGAAAGGGUCCAUAUCAGUGUGAAAGCAAUGGGCAGUCUCUACAGGAGUUCUUCGGUGAAUCAUGUUUACCCGAUCCCGGGCCGUCCACUCUUCCUCCUAACGAAAUGCAGUUGCAUCUCGUGAUACUUUCCGUUGCUAUUAUUAUAGUCUUGUUCGUCGUCAUCCUUGUGUCAUUUGUUGUAUGGAAAUUCAGGUUGAUAAACAUUUAUCAUCGCCGCCUAGGAAAUGCCUUUCAGCGCCAGGCCAAUUACGGAGCAGUUGAAGAUGUUGACCGUGAAUAUGUCUUUGAUGCCUACGUCAGCCACCACGAAGAUGAUAAACCAUUCGUCGAAGAUGAAAUGCUCCCUCGCCUCGAAGACGAAAGCGGCUUUGAUCUCUGUGUCUCCUUCCGAAAUUUCCGUUUGGGUUCCCAUCUCCUGGAUAACGUGUCUUCAGCCCAAGAUGCCAGUCGGGCCAUCAUAUUCAUCAUCAACGAACGCUUCAUGCGGAAUGGGCAAUGCAAGCUGGAGUUGGAGAUGGCUUCCACGAGGAUGCUGGAAGACGAAGUGGGUCCUGGAGGGCAGCGUAUCAUCCUUAUCAUGAUGGAAGUCAUUGCCCCCGAAUUAGUGAAUAACACUUUGCGGAUGCUUCUGAACCAUGUUGCGUACCUUGAGUGGGAUCAUGUGGCCGAGGACAGGUGCUGGGGACAGCUCAUUGCGACCCUUCAUGCCUUAGUGCCGGAUAGAAACGAGGAGAAUGGUGAGGGUGUCGACCAAGGCCGUGAUGACGAAAUUGAAAUGGUCGAAAACGAACAUGAUGAAAAUCGAAUUGUGUGAUAAUGCACGGACCUACUACAUAGGUCCAUGAUGACAAGAAUUCAAUACCCUAGUGACAAAACAUUUAUAAAUGAAUACAGGAGACCUUUGUGUACAUUUUGUUGGCUCGAGUUCGGUUUGAUUUGGUGGGUAAAUACGAACAUACACAAUGCGUUCUUUCACUCUGUGAAAACUCCCUUUCAAAAUUUUAAGCACGUUCUUUAAGCCCGUCACUGUAACAACUAUUGUGUAAAGUUAUAAGCAAGUAGGUUAAAAAGUUUAAACAAUUUUUUUCCUUCAGAAUAAUCAACUACUUAUUAGAAUGAAGGAUCUAAAUCGUGCUAUUCUUUAUUGUGUAUUCUCUAGGGCACUUCCCUGAUUCUCUCAAUACAGUGUUGUUUCAAUGUAAAUAGUUUUGUUACAUUAUUACAUCCCUGAAGAUGGAGAUAGUUAAAUAUAAUCUCAAUUAUAUUCUCCUUUUUUGCUUUACUUUGUGUUAAACCAGCUUUUAAACUCCUUUUAAUGCUAUUAAGUUGUAAUAAUAUUUCGUAUUCAAUGACAAUCCUUAUUUUUUCAGAAUUUAAUUACAACCACUGUUUAAGGACACCAAUAUACUUUGAAUGCAUGGGUGUCGAUCACGGGGGGGGUGGGGGGGAUAUAUCCCCCCCAAUAUUUCAAGUGGGGGGGAUGGCCUGUAUUAUCAUCCCCCCCCCAAUAAUUCAGGGUAGAAAAAUUGUAAUAAUGAUGAUGAAAAAAUGAAAAGUUUGAUAAUGAUGAUUAUAUAGUGAUGAUUAUAGUAUGCCAUCAAUCAGUUUGUUUCCCCCGCAAUUUGUGUAUAUUGUUAUUAAAUAAAAAAACAUUCUUUUCCAGGGCUUUUAAACAGAUGGGUGGAGGUUCAAGAUGAAAAAGAAUGAAAUUAUGAAUGAAAGUUUAUGUACCGGUAUAUGAUAUUUUUUUAAACACAUGACAUAAAAGGACCCCGCCGAAAAAAAACUUUUGUUGAUAGGGUGUUCCAUCCCACCAGUGGUGAAUAAAUUAAUUUUAAGAAAUCAAUUGAUUAAAAAGGGUGGAAAAAUAAAAGGGUGGCAAGAUAAACAGGGAAACCUCCAUGGACGUAAAUCCUAGAGGGGUAGAUCUUGAAAAAGUACAACAAAAACAACUUUUCUCAGAUUUACCCCUCCCCACAUGCAAGUGCAUGAUGUUUGUCCCAUUUAAUCUACAACCCUUUUGAAUAUUAAACAUUUUAUCAUGUGACCCCAUCAGAUACCUCUCAUGAAAAUAUUGAGGUUCAGUGAGCUCAAUAUAAUAUGAUCAUAUUUUUACAUUUUUUUAAUAAGUGAAAUCAAUUAAUGGUUUCAGAAAGAAUAAUCAUUCAUUUCUCUCUAAAGCGUAUCUUCGGAUAUGAACAUCGGAGGGUUUUUUUCCCCAUGUUAUUCUUGUAAUUGUUAUGGACUUGAAUAACUAAACUUGGUUGAUUUUUUCUUAUUUUGGCAAAAAAAAAAUCUUUUUUGAGUUUGGAAAGGGAUGACAGUUUUGCAUUCUAUAUGAGCACACUCAUGCGGUAUGUUAAUUUCAUUUUAACACAUAUAUUAGCUGAUAUUACACACUGAUGAUUCAAGAAGAUGUUGGAGAAAUAUCAUAACAUGACAGUUGAGUUUUGAUUGUUUUUAUGUUUGUUUUGUUUCAUGCACUUAUAAAAUAUUUAAAACGUGUUAAAAUCCAGGGUAAAAAUCGUCUGACGGUAAGCCCGAUGGCGCACGAGAAGCCACACAGUUUGUAAUUUGUGCUAGUCUUAAUUUGUCCGAAUCUGCAUUUUAUCAUCACGCAUUAAGAAGAAAAAAAAUAUUGCCAGUCGGGUUAGAUUUAAGAGAGAAGUUGUUUACAUCAUGCUCAAUAAACAGAUCACUUUGUACAUGGU
Molecule: messenger RNA, 4311 nt
Organism: Lytechinus pictus (painted urchin)
Lineage: Eukaryota; Metazoa; Echinodermata; Echinoidea; Temnopleuroida; Toxopneustidae
Product: protein toll-like
Exons: 1
Coding region: 615-2414 (599 amino acids)
Biological process (GO): inflammatory response; immune response; toll-like receptor signaling pathway
Cellular component (GO): plasma membrane
Molecular function (GO): transmembrane signaling receptor activity; protein binding
Source: RefSeq, a predicted model, not a curated record